Brassica napus (rape) is the source of this 1718-nucleotide messenger RNA. RefSeq names its product pentatricopeptide repeat-containing protein At2g37320. Lineage: Eukaryota; Viridiplantae; Streptophyta; Magnoliopsida; Brassicales; Brassicaceae. Bases 1 to 1497 code for a protein of 498 amino acids. Gene Ontology annotation, molecular function: protein binding; RNA binding. The transcript has a single exon. The record is from RefSeq and is a predicted model, not a curated record. Gene Ontology annotation, biological process: RNA modification.
AUGUCUCGUCUCAGAAAGUAUUAUUGUCGAGCUUUCACUUACAUUCAAUCUCGAUCACUGAAUCGUGAUUUAGCUAACGACGUGACUGAACUUGAGAGACGAGCUCGCGCUCUGAGAAUUCUUGAUAUCAUCUCUUCAAAAACUAGUGAAGCUUCGAGUCGUCAGAACCAUCUUGGUGAAUUUCUUAAAACGGAUUCGAGACGAUUCAGAGAUCAAACAUUUUCCAAGGAUCUCGACCUCUCAAGAACCGAACAUGGAGUCUCAAGCGUGCUUGCAGAAUUUCUCCUUGAGGAGGAUUCUUCAUGCUCUGCCAAUGGCGGUAUGCAGCAGAGAGAAGGGUGGAGUUUUGAUGCUUAUGAUUUGUCCUCCGCCGUGAGUUCUUGCGGGUCGAAGCGAGAGUUUAAAACCGGUUAUGGGUUUCAUUGCUUAGCGUUAAAGAGUGGGUUGAUCUCAGAUGUCUACGUAGGAAGCUCUCUGGUCGUUUUGUAUAGAGAUUCAGGUGAGGUAGACAAUGCACAUAAAGUGUUCGUGGAAAUGCCUGAGAGGAACGUUGUUUCGUGGACGGCUAUGAUCUCAGGGUUUGCUCAGGAAUGGCGAGUUGGUAUCUGCUUGAAGCUUUAUUCAGAGAUGAGAAACUCGACUUCUGAUCCGAAUAAUUACACGUUCACUGCUCUCUUGAGCGCUUGCACAGGAAGCGGAGCCUUAGGGCAAGGGAGGAGUGUUCAUUGCCAAACGCUACAGAUGGGUUUCAAGUCUUAUCUCCAUAUCACAAACGCUCUCAUCUCUAUGUACUGCAAAUGCGGAGACUUGAAGGAUGCGUUUUGUAUCUUUGACGAUUUUGAGAAUAAAGAUGUGGUCUCUUGGAACUCUAUGAUUGCUGGUUACGCGCAGCACGGACUUGCAACGCAAGCAAUCGAGCUUUUUGAAGUAAUGAUGCUCAAAAGCGGAACAAAGCCCGAUGCAAUCACGUAUCUUGGACUCUUGUCGUCGUGCAGACAUGCAGGUCUGGUAAAAGAAGGGAGAAAGUUCUUCAAUUCGAUGGGGGAGAACGGCAUGAAACCACAGCUCAACCACUACUCUUGUCUAGUCGAUCUUCUCGGCAGAUUUGGUCUAUUGCAAGAAGCGCUGGACUUGAUUGAGAACAUGCCGAUGGAACCAAACCCUGUCAUAUGGGGAUCUCUGCUCUUCUCUUGCCGUGUUCACGGUGAUGUCUGGAUGGGAAUCAGAGCUGCAGAGGAACGGCUGUUGCUUGAACCUGAAUGUGCAGCUACACAUGUCCAGCUGGCGAAUCUUUACGCCAGUGUUCAGUACUAUAAAGAGGCGGCGACAGUGAGGAAAGUGAUGAAAGAUAAAGGCCUGAAGACGAAUCCAGGUUGCAGUUGGAUAGAGAUUGAUAACGAUGUUUUCAUGUUUAGAGCUGAAGAUGGUAGCAACUGUAGAAUGGUAGAGAUUGUUCAUGUUCUUCAUUGUCUCGUAGAUCACAUGGAGUUGCUCUAAUUACAACGCAUCAAAGAUCACUCAAUUUUAUUUCAAAUCAAAAGUAGAGAUCACCAGAUUUCAGAUGUGCAUCCAUUUUUUAUUUUAAGUUUAAAUCUCCUUAAUGCUUUUACAUAGGGUUUGAAUCUUAAAGAUUGCGAUGUAUUAACACUUGUACAAAUUAUUAUGGACAAGCUUAUAGAAAAUUUUCAGCAUAGUAUAUACAAUCGUUUUGGUGUAAA